Molecule: messenger RNA, 584 nt
Organism: Sabethes cyaneus
Lineage: Eukaryota; Metazoa; Arthropoda; Insecta; Diptera; Culicidae
Gene: Pomp
Product: proteasome maturation protein
Exons: 3
Coding region: 90-488 (132 amino acids)
Biological process (GO): proteasome assembly
Cellular component (GO): cytoplasm; nucleus
Source: RefSeq, a predicted model, not a curated record
UCAUUCUCGCUCUCGCUAUAGUCGUCUUUUGCGUAGAAGUGUGCUUAAACGCUAAGGAUAAACGAAUUUCUUUAAUAAUUUCUAGCAAAAUGGAGGCUUCCAUAAAAGUUGCACCGCAGAUGCCCUCCAGUUUCAAGGAAUUUACCGGCCACAACGCUCCUCUCGAUGAAAGCUGCACCGCUCAAUUGCAGACGGUUCAUCCACUGAAACAUUCAGAGCAGAAUUAUGCUCAACACCGACAAAAUCUUAAUCUGCAAAUGCUUCGCAAUCGUGAAGGCUUAGCUGCACCGCUAAAGCUUACGAUGGAGCUGAAAUCUAUGACACGAGUGGGUCACUUGCCUUUUUUGCCGUCCACCAAUGUUGGCCGUGAUGUGCUGACCGGACGCGACGAGCUGAUCGAGUUUGGUGAUAUCUUCAAUGUGGAGGAAAAUUCCGAAUUUCUUCGUCAGCCGCACGCUGUAAUGGAGAAGAAACUCGGAAUCCUGUAAGGUAUAGUGAUAUGGCGGUUUUGAUUAAUUUCUAAAUGAUAAUCGUUUUAAUUGCGUCAGCGAGUGAAAUAAAAUGUCGCAAAGGGAUAAAACAUU